Molecule: messenger RNA, 1836 nt
Organism: Schistocerca piceifrons (Central American locust)
Lineage: Eukaryota; Metazoa; Arthropoda; Insecta; Orthoptera; Acrididae
Product: transcription factor GATA-5-like
Exons: 10
Coding region: 1-1836 (611 amino acids)
Biological process (GO): negative regulation of transcription by RNA polymerase II; cell fate commitment; positive regulation of transcription by RNA polymerase II
Molecular function (GO): DNA-binding transcription factor activity, RNA polymerase II-specific; zinc ion binding; RNA polymerase II cis-regulatory region sequence-specific DNA binding
Source: RefSeq, a predicted model, not a curated record
AUGGACGGCGCCGGCGGCAGCGACGCCAAGCAGAAGCCGUCCCCGCAGCCUCCGCAGCCGCGGCAGCAGGUGAUGCGCACUAUCACGACGUCGGGCUUGAUCGCGGUGGGCCCUGUGCCCGACGAGGCGUCACCCGCCGCCAGCCCGCAGCACCAGGCGCAGGCCGUCAACGGUCGCAGCCCCGCGACGCACAGCCCGCCCGCCUCCAUCAAGCGGUCGCCCGACCACCACCCACCCCCGCAGCAGCAACAGCACGCCGCCUACGCCGCCCACAGCCGCUUCUCCUCGCCGCAGCACCAGUACUCGCCGCAACAGCCUCCCUGUGUGACGAACGCAGAGCCCCCUGCACAGGUGGCGUACUCGCCGGCGAGCGUGGCGGUGUCGUCGCCGUACCAGCACCAGCAGCAGGCGGCGACGCCCACGGACCAGUCGGCGGCGGAGGACGCGGGGGCCAGCCCCCCGCAGCUGCUGGAGGCGGCCGGCGGACACCGCUACUCGGCGCGGCCGCAGCAGCAGGCCCAGCACGAGGUGCUCGCGACGCGCUACGCCCACCACGACGACUACCACGGCCAGGCCACCUCCAUCACGCCACCGCCGCCACUCGAACAUAUACACCAGCCGCACCACCAGAUCACCUACGAAGACCACCAGGUGACGUUCGCCACCGACCCGUACCCGCCGCCGGCGAGCUCGUCCUCGUCCACGUACCACUACCACCAGCAGGUGACGUCGCAGGCGCACUCGCAGUCGCACCAGGUGGUGCACCGCGCGUCUCCGCUGUACCAGCCGGCGGGCAAGGUGAUGGGCGUGGUGGGCGGCGAGACCAUCUUCCUCAAGUCGGACCCGACGCUGAGCUCCUCGUCGUCGGUGGUGAUCAAGAGCUCUCCGUCGCCGCCGGGCGCGGCGCCGCCGACCAUGAUCUACGGCUACGAGCCGGCGGGGCCGCCGCCGCAGCCCAGCUCUCCGCAGAUCGCGACGCUGUACGGCGCGGGCGGCGCGUCCUACCAGAUACCCUCCUCCAGCAAGGAGCCCGCCGCCUUCCUCUGGACCACCGCCGGCGACUACAUGAGCGGCGCCACCGGCACCGCCUCCCUCAACUACGUGCCCUACACGCCUAACGGCGGCGCCGGCUCCACCGCCACCACGCUCGCCUUCAUGGAUAUCGGCGAUGCCAGCAUCGACCAAGGUCUGGCGUCGGCGGGCGACAUCAAGGAGUGCGUCAACUGCGGCUCGAGCGUGACGCCGCUGUGGCGGCGCGACGGCACGGGCCACUACCUCUGCAAUGCGUGCGGCCUCUACCAGAAGAUCAACGGCGUCAACCGGCCGCCCGUGCGCUCCCAGCAGAAGAAAAGCAGCUCGCAACCCGGCAACCGGCGAUGCGGCGUGUCGUGUGCCAACUGCAACACCACGACGACCACGCUGUGGCGGCGCAACAACAACGGGGAGCCCGUCUGCAACGCCUGCGGCCUCUACUUCAAGCUGCACAACGUGAACCGGCCGCUGAGCAUGAAGAAGGACGGCAUCCAGACCCGCAAGCGCAAGCCCAAGACGCCGGCCACGAGUCGCGACAGCCCGCCCACGCGUGGUGGACACGUGGAGCACGUGCUGCACUCCGGCCGCCAAGUAGUCGGGCGCAGCGCGGCCCACACGCAGUACACGGGGCACGGCCACCGCACGGCCGCCUCUGCGGCGGCGGCGGCGGCGGUGCGGCUGCAGUACCCCGAGGUGCCGCUGCUGGAGGACGACCACGACCAGUACCUGCCCGCGCCCGCGGGGUCGCCCGCGCUCGAGCUGCCCACCUCCUCGCUGCUCAACCGCCACAUCGCCUCCAAGUGA